AUGGACAGAAAACGUGAGAAAUACGCAGUGAAUAUUGAAUACUCUGGAAAGCAGCCGCCAUUUCUGAGCCCAAGAAACUAUGAGGUUCAAAGUUCAGCAUGUGGGUCUCUAACAUCAACUGAUGUAAUUGGUGAUGUUGGUACCAACUUAACUACUGUCUGCACCAACACAGGGACCUUUGGACACUCAGAAGUUCCUGACAGAGAAUUACAACAUUGUCAGGAGGCACGCAGUUUCUUCAGCAACUGGUCUCUGUGGAAAAUUUUUCUGACUUGUCUCUUAGCCUCUGUGAUAACAACAGCAAUUGGAGUACUUGUAGUGUGUCUGGUAUAUAAUUGGAAAAAUAAUAAUGCAACUGUUGUUAUCCAACUUCCCCAAAACCAUGGGACAACCUCAUCUACAAUUGAAACUAGUUCCAAACCUACAGUUCCUACUACCAUAAUAGAUUCUACCACACCAUCUACUGUAAAUACUAUCACAACAACCACUGGUAGCACUUCAACAGAACCUACCAGUACAACCACCACUGCUUCGACUGAAACGACAAUAGCAAAAAGCACCACUUUAUCUGAAACAACUACAACAAUGACUGCAGCGGUUACCACUGAGGCUACAAACACAUCUGCCAACAAUACUGCUUAAACC
Rhinolophus ferrumequinum (greater horseshoe bat) is the source of this 645-nucleotide messenger RNA. Its product is annotated as dynactin-associated protein-like. Lineage: Eukaryota; Metazoa; Chordata; Mammalia; Chiroptera; Rhinolophidae. The record is from RefSeq and is a predicted model, not a curated record. Gene Ontology annotation, cellular component: Golgi apparatus; plasma membrane. The transcript has 3 exons. Gene Ontology annotation, biological process: activation of protein kinase B activity. The coding region runs from base 1 to 642 and encodes 213 amino acids.